Messenger RNA from Phyllotreta striolata, 1569 nucleotides. The record is from the annotation of a GenBank genome assembly. Lineage: Eukaryota; Metazoa; Arthropoda; Insecta; Coleoptera; Chrysomelidae.
AUGUUCAUCGUGAUUUAUCUGCAACUGCUGAUGCUGUGUGUGCAAGUAUUCCUGCAUCCCGCCCAAAAAAAUGAAGAAGAAGACGAUGAUAUCCUUCCUUACCCGAAUAAAAUAAUUCGAAACAAAACUAUAGAAGAGCAAAAUGAGGAAGCCACCAAGGAGUAUUGGAACAAUGAAGCUACCAAAGUCCUGAAGAGGAAAUUAUCGGCGAAUUUAAAUAAGAACGUUGCUAAAAAUGUGAUAUUUUUCCUGGGCGACGGCAUGUCUAUACCUACUAUAGCAGCAACCAGGAUGUAUCUAGGAGGUGAGGAAGAGCAGCUCUCUUUCGAGAAAUUUCCCUAUACCGGACUCUCUAAGACCUACUGCGUGGACCACCAGACAGCAGAUUCGGCUUGCUCUGCUACAGCUUAUCUGGGAGGAGUGAAAGCCAAUCUGGCUACAAUUGGAGUAUCGGCGGCCGUUAACAAGAGAAAUUGCUCGGCAAUGAACCGCAAAGAGAACCAAGUCGACUCGAUAGCGAGGCUGUUCCAACUAAAAGGCCGCAGAACCGGCUUGGUCACGACCACCAGGGUGACCCACGCCUCUCCAGCAGGUGUAUACGCCCAUACAGCGUAUAGGCGAUGGGAAAGCGAUACAUCAGUGAUGAAAUCAGAACACGAUCCUAAAGAAUGCAGGGACAUCGCCUAUCAGCUGGUAUUCGGCGAAACCGGCAAGAACCUCCAAGUGAUCCUGGGAGGAGGCAGGAAAAACUUCCUCCCGACCGAAGAGACCGACGAAGACAAUCAACCCGGCGCCCGAUCGGACCACGCGAAUUUGAUAAACGAGUGGAUCAAGCAAAAGCGAUCGCUCGGCGCGAAAUACGAAUACGUCUCCGACAGGCAGCAAUUGCGGCGCGUCCGCAACGACACCGAGUACCUGCUGGGGUUGUUCGACAACGGUCACAUGCGCUUCAACCUGGAACGGGACCCGGAGCGGCAGCCGUCGCUGGAGGAGAUGACCGAGGCGGCGAUCAGAACGCUGCAAAAGGGCCCGGAAGGGUUCUUCCUGUUCGUCGAGGGCGGCCGCAUCGACUCGGCGCACCACCUGAGCUCGCCGCACAAGGCCUUGGACGAGACCGCGGAGUUCUCCAAGGCGGUGCAAAAGGCCGUCGACAUGACCGACGAGCGGGACACGCUGAUUGUGGUCACGGCCGAUCACGCGCACACCAUGAGCUACGCGGGCUACGCCCAGCGUGGCAGCCAGAUUUUCGGGUACGGCGGCAAGGCCAUGGACGAUGAUCUGUACCCCAUUUUGAACUACGCCAACGGGCCUGGAUACAGGGUUAUGGACGGCGGAUUGAGAUUCGUGCCUUCCGAGAAUCAAAUGAGUGAAGUAGGUUUUCAAUGGCCGUCGACGACGCCCUUGGCGUCCGAAACCCACGGCGCCGAUGACGUCGGGAUCUUCGCCAGGGGCCCAUGGGCACACCUCUUCAGCGGAGUAAUGGAGGAGAACGUGACCCCUCACCUGGUGGCUUUUGCGGCUUGCGUCAGCAACGAAGUACCUUGCGAUAACUUCAGGAAAGAAGCUUAG